AUGAGUGCCGAAACCGGAUACUUUGACGUUCUUAUCGUGGGCGGUGGUCCUGCUGGCCUUACAGCAGCUCUCACUCUUGCCCGUCAAAACUACAGCUCGGUCAUUUUGGACUCCAAGACCUACAGAAACGACAAAGCUAGCUUCAUGCACUUAAUUCCCGGUUUCGAUCAUGUGAGACCCUCCGAAUACCGCGAUAAAGCCUUGGGAAACAUUCUCGCCAAUUAUCCACAAAUCACGAGCCACGAGGCGACCAUUAUCAAAGCCGAGGGUCUCACACCUGGCGGCUUUGCUCUCACAGACGAAGCUGGAAAAAUAUGGUCUGGCAAGAAGCUGAUUUUGGCAAAUGGUGUUGAAGAUAUCUUCCCUGAGAUCGAAGGUUAUGCCCAGGCAUGGGGAACUGGAAUCUUCCAUUGUCUCUUCUGCAAAGGUUACGAAGAAAAGGGCGCUGAUUCAGUUGGGGUUCUUGCCAUCGGUGGCCUCUCCAGCGCUCCCUUUGCUCUCCAUGUUGCCCGGCAGGCCGCUGCUUUUAGCAAGUCGAUCACUAUAUACACCAACGGCUCCGACGACCUAGUUAAAGAAGUCAGUACUGCUGUUGGAGAGACAGACAAGUUCAAGGUUGAAAACCGCAAGGUUGCUUCUAUCUCAAAACUAGAGCCCAAUGCAUCUGUUUCUAUCAAGCUUGAAGACGGAACUUGCUUGGUCGAGGGAUUCCUUGCGCACACACCCGAGACAACGCCCCGAGGCUGCUUCGUGAAGGACCUCGGAUUGGAACAGACUCCCAAGAGUGACAUUAAAGCAGGUCCUCCCUUCUUUCAAACCAAUAUCCCGGGUGUAUUUGCGGCAGGUGAUAGCUGUGGAAUGAUGAAGAACGUGCCCAAUGCAAUCUUCUCAGGGUCGCUGGCUGGAAUGGGAGCUUCAGCUGCGCUGUCACAAGUUGUGAAAAUUAUCCUGCCCUUCCUCUCCUUCCUCUUCCUACGAACGACCCAAGCCAUGAAGCCAAAAUCCUUGCCCAGAGAUCAGACGACCUUGAUGGAGCAAAAAAUCAACCAUAACCCCCUCUGGUCUUCCAUUCAAAACUACGCAAAAUGCCAAGCAGAAUCAAUCGCCUGCUCUCAGGAGGGUCAAACAUUGAGGUAUGGAGAGCUCGAAUCCGCCUCCUUGUCUUUGGCUGCGCUGUUUCAUUCAGUUGGAAUUAGGGCGGGCGAUACGGUUCCCGUUUUUGUCUCCAGGAAUCUGGAGACGGUGGCGACAAUUAUAGCACUACUCAGACUCAGUGUCUGCUUUGUUCCGAUGGACGGGGAAUCCUGGAGUCAAUCUAGAGUCGAUUCCGUGUUGCGGGCUGUCGAACCGAAGAUUGUUAUCAUGGCCCAGUGGACCGAUCUUCGAGCAAACGAUACCCCCGUUAUUACGACAAAGGAGGUUCGAAAGGCAUUUGAUGAGGAACAACCGGAUUCUUGCGCAGAAUUGAUGGCAGGAAUUAUCGAUUGUGCAGGGAGCUCAGAAGAGCCAGUCUAUAUCAUCUUCACAUCUGGAACGACUGGAACCCCAAAGGGGGUGAUGAUUUCUCGCAGAUCCGUUGAGAAUUAUAUCUCACAAGGUAUUGAUCGCGGAAUGCCUUUCAACUUGGGAGUUCGCAACCAUGAUACGGUGCUGCUUUUGUUUUCUUUGGCAUUUGAUGCGGCCUGGGGUGUCUUCUUUAGCACUAUCUGUCAUGGUGCUCAUCUAGUUCUCUCAGAACCUCAAAACGUGUUGAAGGAUGCAAAGCGAUGCACGAUUCUCCCUGCGACACCGUCACUUCUAGCCACUCUCGGAGACCCCGGACAAUACAAAAACAUCAAGUCAAUCUUUCUUGGCGGGGAAUCGCCAAAUGCAACGGUCCUACAAAAGUGGUGGAACGAAGGAGGAGUAAUCUACAACUGCUAUGGACCGACAGAAGCAACUAUAUGUGCAAGCAUGGCCGAGAUAAGACCUGGUAUUCCUAUUAAUCUGGGCAACGCAAUGUCCGAAACGCAGCUCUUGAUCUUGAAUGACCAACUGGAAGAGUGCGAUGAAGGGGAGCUUCACAUCAGUGGGCCUGGUCUCGCGAUUGGGUAUUAUAAAAAUGAGGAUUUGACAAGCGAGAGAUUCUUCGAACGGAAUGGGAUUCGAGUUUAUGCCACUCGUGAUCGAGCUCGCCGAAGUCCUGAAGGGAUUGUCUUCUGCGGUCGAGAAGACAGCAUGGUCAAAAAUCGAGGCUUUCUGGUCAAUCUCGAAAUGGACGUCAUUCCCAUUUUAGAAUCAUAUCCUGGUGUCCAUGCUGCUGCUGCUUUCAUGCAUCAAGGAAAGCUGAUUGGUGCAGUAGCCCCGGAGAUUGUCGAUGUAACUGAGAUGCGCCUUCACCUGUCCGAGAACCAUGAUCAAUUCAUCGUGCCUGACCAGAUCUUGGCGCACAAGGCACUCUGCCGAACAUCAAAUGGCAAGAUCGAUACACAAGCAUUGAAGAAUAAUUUCCUUUCUACCAAUUCUUCUGAUGUCGUGUCUCUUACAGACUCCCCUUGUACGAAAUUACAGGAGGCGGUUGCUGAGACUCUAGGUCUUGCAGUUGCAUCUGUGUCAAUGAAACGGAGCUUUUGGGAGCUUGGGGGAAACUCUCUCUUGGCAAUCAAAUUGAUGUCGUCUCUGCAUCAACAAGGGCGCAUACUCCAGUUUCACGACAUACUUCAUCCGACUCCUUUGUCGGUGCUGUCUACAAUGGUAAAGCCAAUUGAAGCAAACGAUAUCACCCCCGACCUAGCGUUCUCGAUAAAGACCGAGCAGACAAUGUCGGCUCCAAUUACCACAACACAAAUGGGAAUGAUCAGAUCGUCAAUCCGACACUCUGAAGCGAGUUACAUGCUAGUACGCGUUGCUUUGCCUUGGAAGCCCAAAGCAGGAUAUGGUGAUCAGAUUAGAGUUGCAUUCGAAUCAGUCAUGAAGAGACAUACCAUUUUUUCAACCUACUUCGACAUGGCAGAUGGAACCCAAAAGCUGGACGCGAACUUUCAUCAUGACUGGCAAGAGCAGCUUCUGACCCAUGAUGAUAUACCUGCCGCUGUUAAGAGAAAGUCUUGUCGUUUGUUUGAAUCCACCCACCGAGAAAAUGACGAUCACACCUAUAGACCACUGAACUCUUUCCGGGUCAUUGUCAACCAAAGUGCAACCGAGGCUAAUCUGUUAUGGCUUGUACAUCAUACCCGUGUUGACGGAUGGUCCAUGGGUCUUGUCAUCCAAGAAGUUCAAGAAGUUCUACAAGGCAAUAAUUUGUCUUUGGAUCCCUCGCAGUUUUCGCAAAUAGCGAUAGCUCUUCCGCAGCACCUCAAUCUAUCCCGCCAAGGAGGAUUGCAAUUCUGGAAGGAAGCGAUGUCGAAAGUGGUGGAGGCCACUCCAUUGACACUGCCCAAACCAAUUGGAAACACAGAGGACAGACAAUUGGGGGAAGCAAGGAUUACAAUAAACCUUGGAAUACCUUCAUUUAAACAGAUCUCACGCAUCAAUGGUGUUACAUCUGCAACUGUGAUAUACACCGCAUGGGCCCUUCUUCUGAGGUCUUACACAGCACAAGAGCAGGUCGUUUUUGGAACAGUCUUUUCUGGACGCCAUUUGCCGCUUCCCGGAAUCGAAGGGGUCGUGGGACCCGUGAUCAAUAGCUGCCCAUUACCAGUGUGCCUGACUGGGCUCAGCACCAAAGCAUCUCUGCUGAAAUAUGUACAAGGGUUGGAGCUCAAGGCUAGUUCUCACCAAUGGUCUGCCAUAGAAGCACUCCAAGAGAUUACACAAGGGACUUACUCAAAGUUAUUUCAAACAAUGCUAUUUUUGGAAUAUGAUCUUCCCGGCUUCACCAACAGAGAUUGGAAGUUCACUCGGACUGAUGUCCCUGAGUUUGGGCUCACGAUCAUUAUUCGGCAAGAAGACGGAAACAUCGGACUCAAAGCUAUAUUUGAUCAGAAUAUGUACAUCAAGCCCAUGAUGGAGAGAAUGAUGACGCAUUUCCGGAAUUUGUUCCUCGCCAUACUUGAUCCCGCUUGUGACACCGUGGCGCAGAUACGGAAACGAAUGCUUGAGCCUUGCGAGGCUCUCUCUCUGACAACUGCAUCGCCAGAUCUCUUGACUCCGUACUUUGGUCCUUCAAAUCUCAAGGAGAGCUUUGAGAAUGGGGUUGAUCAGUGGCCGAAUGACCUGGCAAUUGAGUCUGGUACUCGAACAAUGACAUAUAGAGAAUUCGAUUUACAGGCAAACCGUUUUGCCAGAGCUGUUAUAGCUCGGGUGCCACCGGGAAGUGCCGUUGGAAUCCUCAGCGACCGGAGUGUCGAGUGGCUCGUGGCUGUCAUCGGCGUCAUAAAAGCAGGUGCAGUAUACGUUCCACUGGAUAUCAAACUGCCACUCGAACGAAUGCAAAUCAUGACUCAAACCGCCGAUGUGCAAGUUUGUGUGUUUCCAAACGACACAUGUUAUGCCAAAUUCAGCGAGGCGUUUGCUGGAGAGAAACUCCUCCUAUCGGAGUCGAUGCAAACUUCCCAGGAAUGUGCUCGAUUGGAAAGAAGCCCAAACCCAGAGGAUGUUGCAUAUAUCACUUUCACGUCCGGAUCGACUGGUGCGCCCAAGGGAGUUCGCAUAAAACAUCAAUCAGUGGUUUCAUAUCUCUCAUACGGGCCAGCUCGAAUGGAUGCCCGUCCAGGAAGACGUCACUCACAAAUGUUUUCACCCGGAUUUGACGUGAACCAGGCAGAAAUUUUUGGUACACUCUGCUAUGGCGCUACACUUGUUCUAGCAGAUCCCGUUGAUCCCUUCGCGCAUCUGACACGAGUGAACGCAACUAUGAUCACUCCGUCGUUUUUGUCAGUAUGUGAGCCUGAGCAAUUUCCGAACCUUGAUACUAUUCUCUUUGCCGGCGAAGCUGUGCCCCAAGUGCUCGCAGAUCAAUGGGCUGAUACAAGAACUGUGUAUAACUCGUACGGGCCGUGCGAGUGCACCAUAGGGUGCUUGUUCCAACCUUUGCAACCACACAAGGAAGUGACCCUGGGACACACGAUUCCUCGAGUGGGAGUCUAUCUCCUCGAUUCGGAAAAUAAUCCAGUUCCAAUCGGAGUACCUGGCGAGAUUUGUCUAAGUGGUAUUCAGAUUGCGGAUGGCUACAUUGGAGCAGAUCGGCAAGCCUUGUCGGAAUCACGAUUUAUUCCCGAUCCAUUUGUGCCUGGACAGCGCAUGUACCGAACUGGUGAUUGUGCUAUCUGGACAGAAGAAAUGGAGCCAAAGUUCCUCGGGCGAUUUGAUAAUCAAGUCAAAGUCAGAGGAUAUCGGGUCGAGCUGAAUGAGAUUGAGAAUGUUAUACGGCUUGCCAAUCCAGGUGUUCGACGAGCAGCGGCCAUUGUCAACAUGGACAAUAUAGUGGCUUACAUUGAGCCUGAUACGAUCGACAUUCCUGCUCUUCAAGCAGCUCUUCGUGCCAAGUUACCUGGAUAUGCCUGUCCUUCCGCAAUUUUGGCACUUCCCAGUCUUCCAACAAUGCCGAAUCAGAAGCUGGACCGCAAAGCGCUGCUUUCAAUUUCUCAUGCGAAACAGCCCAAAACAGCGAAACCAUUGACGAAGAUCCAGCUUUUGGUCGCUCAGGCUUGGAGGGAAGCAAUUGGUAUCAGCCAAGAUAUCGAAAUCAACGCCAAAGCCGACUUCCUGGAGCUGGGUGGGAAUUCCCUCAGCCAAAUAAAAGUGGCACAAAUCGUUUCGCGUAAACUUUGUUCCAAGUUACCGCUGAAACUAUUUAUCUGGAACACAGAAUUAUCAGCGCUAAGUGAUGAGAUUGAGAAAUGGUUGGAAUCUGCAGAGAAAUCGUCGCAAAAUACUUUUAGGGCGGCUUGGAGAGACAUCCAAUCGCCUUUUACCAGCCCCUCGGACUUGGAGAAUGAAUUUGUUCGCCUUUCAUUUGAGUAUCCCUCUGAGACCUUCAAUGUCGGCUAUAGGCUGCAUCUUAGAGGCGAUGUGGACAUUGAAACUCUCGAAAAUUCGAUUGAGUCUGUUAUGUCUCACGAGCCAGUUCUCAAAAGUCGCUUCCAUGUCAUUGCAGAUCAGGUCCUGCGGGGCCAAUCGUGCACUGCGUGCGAAAUAACAAGAGGAAAAAUGAGCGAUCUUAAUGUUGAAGCUUUCACUAAUCAGUCAUUUGAUCUGUCGACUGGUCCUCUGACCAGAAUCAAUCUAAGUCAGAGUCUCGAUGGCGUGGAGAUGCUGUUUGUGCAACAUCAUGCCGUGACAGAUAAAGCUGCCAUUCAAAUUCUCUUUCGCAGGAUCCGGGACGAAUAUUUGAGCGUUUUGAAUGGAGAGGCGAGAUCGAACGAAAGUGCAGAAUCCACACAUGUGCCAGACUAUACAAUUUGGGCUCAAUGGAAAGAUUCCCAACCCCAGAUAGGGAUGGAUGAUCCAAAUGUCGUAUAUUGGAGGUCCCGGCUCGCAGACAUGCCUGUCCCAUUAUUCAGGAACCUAGAUGGACGAUCGAAUUUUGUUGGACACUCCAUGUCAUUCGCAUUGAAGACAAAAGCAAAUUUCGAAGGCUCAAUGGAGCUGUAUCUUGCACUGACUGCAAUGACUCUUUCGAAAAGCCAAGAAGCAAGGGAUAUGAUCAUUGGAAUACCUCACGUCGAUCGUACCGAGCCUGGUACGGAAAGCCUACUCGGCGUAUUUUUAGAUCGACUACCAGUGCGACUCAAUGUGGAAUCCACAUCAUUGGCAUCCUUCUCGAAUAUUGUCAGCUCAGCACAAGCAUCCAUUCGAGAUGCGUUGGCUCACUCUAUUCCGUUGAAGAGUAUUCGCCAAACUUUGAGCUCACAUGAAAUAUUCCAGGUCAUGGUUGUGUACAAUCGACGCAAGGACUCGAUCGCAAGCGCAUUUUGUUUGCCUGAUGUGCUUGUAAAGGAAGAAACCUUAAGACCGACUGGCGCCAAGUUUCCUCUUUUAAUCGAGUUCACCGAGUCCGAGGAAUGUACGAUCUGCGAGUUUGAGUAUAUGGAGAAUGUAGUCCAUCCAACCACAGCUGGACAUAUUCGAGAAGAGAUGGAAAAUCUUGUGAACGAUCUUGGAAUCUGGUUUGGACUUUGA
This is a messenger RNA of Penicillium expansum, 7101 nucleotides long. Its product is annotated as Pyridine nucleotide-disulfide oxidoreductase, class-II. NCBI's taxonomy places the organism in Eukaryota, Fungi, Ascomycota, Eurotiomycetes, Eurotiales, Aspergillaceae. The coding region runs from base 1 to 7101 and encodes 2366 amino acids. Gene Ontology annotation, molecular function: phosphopantetheine binding; oxidoreductase activity. Gene Ontology annotation, cellular component: cytoplasm. Gene Ontology annotation, biological process: secondary metabolite biosynthetic process; amino acid activation for nonribosomal peptide biosynthetic process. The record is from RefSeq and is a predicted model, not a curated record. The transcript is spliced from 4 exons.